Messenger RNA from Triticum dicoccoides, 2610 nucleotides. Its product is annotated as E3 ubiquitin-protein ligase FANCL-like. Gene Ontology annotation, cellular component: Fanconi anaemia nuclear complex; nucleus. The transcript is spliced from 12 exons. Gene Ontology annotation, molecular function: ubiquitin protein ligase activity. NCBI's taxonomy places the organism in Eukaryota, Viridiplantae, Streptophyta, Magnoliopsida, Poales, Poaceae. Gene Ontology annotation, biological process: protein monoubiquitination; lipid metabolic process; interstrand cross-link repair. Bases 1099 to 2274 code for a protein of 391 amino acids. The record is from RefSeq and is a predicted model, not a curated record.
ACCAUUACUACGACAAGGCAGUCGUUCGAUGUUCUGUUCGGGAACUGCCCCUACUGCAGCGAGCCUGUCGCCGUGAAGAGCACCGACAUCUGAACCUGCCUUCUUCGCAUUUACAAAUCGAGGUGCUGAAGUUGGCUUAAUGUGUGGUUCCAGGUUUCGGGCGGACCAGUAAAAAGGAAGAGGGAAGAAAACAAGAAGAUCUAGGUCGCUACGUGGAUGAGCCGGUCGUCAUGAUCUAGAUGUCAUCAAUGGAGCUGCAAGGGGUCAAAAUUCCCGUUGCUUUCUACGAAAUUGGCGUCCACUUCUAGAGAUGAAAGAAGUGUGCCAGCCUAAUUACUGAAAAUUGGUGUCUCUUACGCACCCUUCUAGAUUUGGGACGAAUGAGGAAUUGCUGACUGGUAUAAUUACAGUGGUUUGGAUCUCUGAAUGUCAAUGCGCAUUAGUAUUUCCCUUGGUUGCUCGCCUAACGGCGACCCUUGAAUUAGUUUACCAAUUAUUCCAAGCCGCCUGAUGAUAAAAUAAUAGUUCCAGAAAGCUGAAACGGUCAGUCAAACGGCCCAAAUCCACGACGGCAAACGAACGACUAUACUAUUGCAGAUCUAGUAGAGAAGGAAAAAUUGCCAUCUAGACUUGUAGUUGUCCCCUCUCUUAGAACAGUCCGAUUUUAUCCCGACACGGCGAACAUAUAACGGAUUGCAGAGACAGGAGCGCAUAUCAGGUUCUCGUGGAAGAAAAAGGAGAGCUUUAGGAGGCAUCAUCGCACCAGAUCCACCCAUGUCGACGACGACGACGACGACGCAUCACCCUGCGAUUUGAUCCCAUCACCGGAGGGCAGGAGAAGGGGGAAAAAAGAGAGAAAAAGUAAAGGCUGCUGCCGGUGAGGCGAGCCGGUCCGCGGAGUGAAGUGGUGAUCCACCACACCCACAACCACAAACAAACAGAGGCAGGAACCAGAAGCGACCCACCGGGCGGUUGAGCUCCCGCGCCGCCCCCUCGCCUCAUCGGCACCCACCUCGCGCCACCGGCGUCACUGAGGAAAGUUCUGGGCGACUCCCCCAGGCGGCGGCGGCGGCGGCGGCCAAGUCAAAUCCAAGUAGGAUGGCGCCGGGGGAGGGCGGGGAGAAGAAGGGGAGGAGGGGGAGGAGGUGGCUGCCGGCGGCGUGCCUCCCGCGGCCCGGGUGCUUCACGGUGUCCGCCGCCGACGAGGGGCCCUCGGGCUCCGGCUCCGGCGCCGACGAGGGAGGCGGAGACGGGGCCAGCAGGCGGGCGCCCACACAUCUGAUCGUGACCGUCAAUGGGAUCGUCGGCAGUGCAGAAAAUUGGGGUUACGCAGCAAAACAUUUCAUCAGAAAACACCCUGAGGAUGUGGUUGUUCAUUGCAGUGGAUGCAACUCAGCAACUCGAACUUUCGAUGGUGUUGAUGUGAUGGGAAGGAGAUUAGCGGAGGAGGUGAUUUCAGUUGUUAAGUGUAGACCAGAACUUCAGAAGAUCUCCUUUGUUGCACACUCAUUGGGUGGGUUGAUUGCAAGAUACGCCAUUGCACUACUAUAUGAGCCUACUACACAAACAGAUUGUCAUGAGGAGUAUGAGAAGGAUGUCAAUGAUGCUCGUAGCAACCAACCGAUGGGUCAAGGCAAGAUUGCUGGUUUGGAGCCCAUGAACUUUAUAACUUUUGCAACACCACACCUUGGCACAAGAUCACAUAAACAGAUGCCCCUUCUCCGUGGUUCCUAUAGAUUGGAAAAGAUGGCUUUUGGUAUGUCCUGGCUUGCUGGGAGAAGUGGAAAACAUCUUUUUCUAAAGGAUGUUGAAGAUGAGAAGCCACCAUUACUUCUUCAGAUGGUUACUGAUUACGGGGAUCUCCAUUUCAUAUCAGCUCUUCGUUCUUUCAGGCGCUGUGUUGCUUACUCAAAUGUUUGUGGUGAUUUCGUUGUUGGCUGGAAGACAUCUUCAAUACGCCGUCAACAUGAGCUUCCCAAGAAAGAAGAUUUUGUGGAUGAUGUAAGAUAUCCACAUGUUGUAUAUGUGGAAAAACCAAAGGCUCGGGAUGUUGAUUUUUCGGAUGAAAUGAUUUAUCAGGCAAAAACUACAAGUGAAAUGGAAGAGGUAAUGCUGAAAAGCCUAAAUAGAAUUCCCUGGGAAAGGGUAGAUGUUAGCUUCAAGAGAAGUAGACAAAGGAUUUUUGCCCAUAGCACCAUUCAGGUGAAGACAUAUUUCUUCAACUCUGAUGGGGCUGAUGUGGUCUUCCACAUGAUCGACCAUUUUCUCUACUAACAUGGAGCGAUAACGUGGUGGCGGUGCCGAUUUCUUUCUCUUCUUCUAUCUGGAUACCAAUUUCUUUCUCUUCUUCUAUUUGGAUUAUUGGGUACCAAUUUCAAUUGGAUAGGAAAAGGAUAGGGGCAAAAAGUGUUGGAGAUAUACUACAGUGGAACAGGCAGAACCACCCGCUGGGCCUAUGUAGGCUUCCUGUAAAGUCUGUCUGGGGCUCGGUAGGUUCUUUUCUUUUCUCUCUUGCAUCCAUGCUUCAGUGUGCAUGCAUGCAUGUAAAUGUUUAAUGGACCACAGGCUGUUGAUUCAUCAGUGUAAUAAAAUAAGAUAAGAUCCGCUGUG